Molecule: messenger RNA, 2083 nt
Organism: Haemorhous mexicanus (house finch)
Lineage: Eukaryota; Metazoa; Chordata; Aves; Passeriformes; Fringillidae
Gene: UBE2D3
Product: ubiquitin conjugating enzyme E2 D3
Exons: 7
Coding region: 169-612 (147 amino acids)
Biological process (GO): protein K11-linked ubiquitination; ubiquitin-dependent protein catabolic process
Cellular component (GO): nucleus
Molecular function (GO): ubiquitin conjugating enzyme activity
Source: RefSeq, a predicted model, not a curated record
AAGGAGAAGAGCAGCUGCCCCCUCCCCCCUCUCCGCCUUCCUCCCCGUUCUCCUCCUCCUCCUUCUCCUCCUCCUCCUCCUCCUCCUCCUCCUCCUCCCUCCCGGCCCCCCGAGCGGAGCGCGGAGUCACCGCGGCGCGUAGACGGGCCCGGCACUCGCACACACACAAUGGCGCUGAAACGCAUCAACAAGGAACUUAGUGACUUAGCCCGUGAUCCUCCAGCACAGUGUUCAGCAGGUCCCGUUGGAGAUGACAUGUUUCAUUGGCAAGCCACAAUUAUGGGACCUAACGACAGUCCAUAUCAGGGUGGUGUAUUCUUCUUGACAAUUCACUUUCCCACAGACUACCCAUUCAAACCACCUAAGGUUGCAUUUACAACAAGAAUCUAUCAUCCAAAUAUUAACAGUAAUGGCAGCAUUUGUCUUGAUAUUCUAAGAUCACAGUGGUCUCCUGCUUUAACUAUUUCUAAAGUUCUCUUAUCCAUUUGUUCACUGUUAUGUGAUCCAAAUCCAGAUGACCCACUAGUGCCAGAGAUUGCACGUAUCUAUAAAACAGACAGAGACAAGUACAACAGAAUAUCUCGGGAAUGGACUCAGAAGUAUGCCAUGUGAUGCUACCUUAAAGUCAGAAUAACCUGCAUUAUAGCUGGAAUAAACUUUAAAUUACUGUUCCUUUUUUGAUUUUCUUAUCCGGCUGCUCCCCUUUCAGACCUCAUCUUUUUUAUUUUUUUGUUUACCUCCUUCCAUUCAUGCACAUGCUCAUCUGAGAAGACUUUAGUUCUUCCAGCUUUGGACAAUAACUGCUUUUAGAAUCUGUAAAGUAGUUACACAAGAACAAUUGCCCAAGAUUCAGAAUUUUUUUUAAUGGAGCAUGUGUAUUAUGUGGCCAAUGUCUUCAUUCUAACUUGGUUAUGAGAUUAAAAACAAACAAACAUUCCUCACUGCUCUAACAAAUACUGAAGAUACCACCUGAAGGGGGGAGGGGAGAUGGAUGUUCAGUUUUCUCCCAUCAAAGAAGUGAUAUUGCUGUAGCAACAUCCAUCUUGUUCCAAACCUUCCAGUGUUAGAGAACUGAGGUUUUAUUACAUACUUUUGCUCAUAACUGAUGUGUCUGGAGAAUUGGUACUGAAUCUAUAGCAUCAGCAGAACAGAAAAUGUGAUGUAUCUUAUGCAUGUCAAUAAAGGAAUGACCAGUUCUUGUUUUACAGAGAAUGGAAAUUGGAAGUCAAACAUCCCUUGUAUUCCAGAAUAGGGUUUAAGAACAUUUUUGUAAUUCAUUUAAAUUUUGUUAGGAGGCUUGGAGCUAUUAGUUAAUCUGUCUUCCAAAACACUGUUUAAUAUAGCACUGAAUAAAUGAUGCAAGUUGUCAAUGGAUGAGUGAUCAACUAAUAGCUCUACUAGUAAUUGAUUUAUUUUCUUCAAUAAAGUUGCAUAAACCAAUGAGUUAGCUGCCUGGAUUAAUCAAUAUGGGAAACAAAAUCUUUUGUAAAAGCAAAGCUGGUUUUUUGUAUAUACUGUUGGCAUUUGCCUCGUUGUUUAACAUCAAAUAAUGAUGUAAAGUUCAAUAGAGUGACUCUUCUGCCAUUUUCAGUUCUAAUGCUCAGUCUGUUGCAGGUUGGCACAUUGCUCGGCCUGAUGGAUGCAGAAUUAAUAAGCUAACAUAGUCGUGUAGCCGUAGUAGGGGGCUGCACUUGGUGCUGGGAGCCCAGCGUUCAAGGAUGGACUUGGGACCCAGCAGAUCUGAAGCGGUGUAUUGUGGAGAUACUUCCUGAUGCACCUGUGUUUGCUGACUGAGAACCUUUUUCUUCACCUUGUACACUUGACAACUGAAAGAUCUUAAUGUGGGGGUAAUGAUGAGGCAAAAAAAUUAUAAAAUAAAGUACUGUUUUGAUGUGGGAAUUGUCAUGAGGCUGUGUUGAAGUGACUUUACUAUGUGGGAUGUUCGUUGCCAUUGAAAAGGACUUGUUCAGCCAUGCUGCCAUUUACAUUGAUGACUAUUUUAAUGCAACAGACACUUUCUUCAUGUCAGGUGACUAAACGUGAAUAAAGACUCAUUGCUAUUGGAUUUUUGUUCUACAAGAAA